UACCACUUGACCGAUAUGGAGGUUGCAGAGUCUACGGUGAACGAGACGGAUUUUACUGCAUUUGUUGCAGAUGUUUUUAAAGCUAGGGACUACCUUCGACAACGUUGUCAAAACAACGAACAAGAUGCAGACUUAAUUGAACUGAUCUCAAGAAUGGACGAAUUUGAAAGACAUGUCCUACCUAAAGUGAAAGGCAUUGAAAAUGUCAUACACAAAAUUAAUGAGGGCAUUCCAUCUAAAUCUGAGCAAGUGUUAGCAACUGUUUUAGAAGCAGUUGAAAAGCAUAAAGAUGAGAUCACUACAUUAAAAACAAAAACAAUUUCCACUGAAGAUUCUCUAAUGGAUCUUAGUUAUAAGAUAAGAGACGUUAUAGAUGAUGAAAAGAAGGAUAUGAAAAAAAUGAACAGACAGAUAUGUUUUUACGCAGUCAAACAAUGUACUUUUGGUAAGGUAUUAGGAAGUGUGUUACAACAACAUGAGCUACUUAAUCAAACAGUGAUAGCUCAGAAUAGUAAACUCGACUUCUUACAAACACAAGUUCAGGAGCUAUCGAAAUCUUUAACAGAAUCCACGGACACAAUGAAAAGGCACUUUACAAAACUAGAAGAUGACGUAAAAACAGUAACUCGGGAUCAGAAUACCGAAACAAACAAUAUAAAAUCUGAUAUUAAGUCAAUGAAAAAAGCAAACAAAAAGACAGAUUUUAGUAUUUUAGAGAUACACGAUAAAAUAACUGCUCAUGAUAAUCAGCUCAAAGAUAGCUUGGCUAAAAUACAUGACCUUGACAUUUCAACUCAGGAAAAAAUUAGCGAAAGUCAGGAAGACAUCAAGCAUCUUCAAACCAGAUAUGAAUCUAUCAAAGUGAAAGGCAUUGAAAAUGUCAUAUACAAAAUUAAUGAGGGCAUUCCAUCUAAAUCUGAGCAAGUGUUAGCAUCUGUUUUAGAAGCAGUUGAUGGCCGCCGUUGUCAUAGUUCUGUUGAUGACAUUGACAUAAGAUUGAAAGACAUGGCUUUACAGUCGGUUACAGUCGGGCUAGUGGCAGAGGUUUCUGAGAAACAAAAGGAGAUUUUUGACAGCGUUAAUAAAAAAUGUGACGAGAUGGUCAAGAGGAUAGAAAUCCAAGAUAAAAAAGUUGAUGAAGUUAAAGCUGAGCUUUCUCAGUCUGUAUUGGAAUCUUCUACCAAGAGUGAUUUACUUUUAAAACAGCUUGAUGGUAAAAUUUUAACUGAAGAAAAGAUUCGCUGUGAUGAUGUUAAAAAAGUGGCAUCUGAAAUCAGUUUAAUCAAAGAAACAAACCAAAAAAGAGACAAUCAACUUGAAAAACUAUUUAUGAAAAACGACGACUGUGAACAUCAGAGGACACACAUCUUUGUUACGGUGGGUGAGCUGGAAAAAAAGACGUGUGAACUGGAAGAAAAUCUUCUACUAGGCGUUGGGAAUUUAAAAGGUUCAGUUGACAAACUCCACUCAGAAGUGAGCAAACAGGAUGAAACUGUAAAAGGUCAACAGGUUAAACUCGAGGAGUUAAAAGUUAACUUAGAUAAGCUAUCAAAGUCUUUGACGGUAACAGAAAUCGACUUCAACAAUAAAUUAGAAAGGGAAAUAAAGAAUGGAAUCGAAAGAUUUAUCAGAGUGGAAGAUGAUAUUCUUUUGAUCAAAGAUUCAAAUAAAAUCACGGACUCUAAGCUCGCCGAGCUAAAGAAGGAAAACGACGAGAAUCAAAAGACCUUACAAAAUUCUUUAAAGGACCUUAAUUUGAAGGUCAUGGACAUCGACAAAGAAAUAAAAGGAAUUACAAAGAAGCAGGAUACAAUGGAACAACUGACCACUUCCGUUACCGAAAAACAAAAAAAGUCCAUCGCGAAUGUUAAAGUCACAUGUGACAUUCUGGAUUUCAAGAUAAAAGAGCAAGAAAAGAAAUCGACUAAGGAGAAAAUAGACGUCUCCAAGCGUUUGUCUGAAUUCACAACACAGUUUACUUCACAAGUGCAACUACUUGACAAUAAAAUAGAAACAGAAACAAAGAAUAUAAAUGAUCAAUAUAAAACUAACCACGGACUCGAAGCUCAAUGA
Molecule: messenger RNA, 2073 nt
Organism: Physella acuta
Lineage: Eukaryota; Metazoa; Mollusca; Gastropoda; Physidae
Product: myosin-1-like
Source: RefSeq, a predicted model, not a curated record